AUGCCAAACCUCCGCGGCGGGCGAGGCCGCUCGAGUCUGGUCGCGGGCUCGGAGGCGUGGGAGGCGACGGUGGCGCCCCUCUUCGCCGCGGCGCUCGCCUCGGGCGAGUUCCGCGGCGCGUUCGCGCAGGUUGCCUUUGCCAUCCUCGAGCCGAAGGGGUCGGAUGCGGGCAAUGUGGCCGCCUUUGAGCGCGCGCAGACCAUCUUCCGCGGCGUGCGGCUCCUCGUGGCGACGCGGCUGCGCAAGCAGGUGCAGGAGGAGGUGGUGCGGCGCGGCGGCGGGGCGGUGGUGGGCGGAGAGUGGGUCGGGCAGUGCUCCAAGAUCCUCUCUGCCGACGGGGCGAGGACGGACGUGCUGCGCAAGCACCACCACCCCGACUCGCGUGGCGGCGCCUAA
This is a messenger RNA of Emiliania huxleyi CCMP1516, 396 nucleotides long. RefSeq lists its product as hypothetical. Bases 1 to 396 code for a protein of 131 amino acids. The transcript is spliced from 4 exons. The record is from RefSeq and is a predicted model, not a curated record. Lineage: Eukaryota; Haptophyta; Isochrysidales; Noelaerhabdaceae.